AUGAAGCGAAGCGAUGUCGUCAGACAAACGAAAUCCAACGAGCGCAUCUCUCCUCGCUUAGCCCCUGGUAUGUUGCUCGGCUCCGGAACGGAUACUGAUCCCGAGCGUGUUCCAAUAGGGGCAGCGUCUGAUCCAGCAGGAACUGCAGGAGGUGUCGCACCCGGGAUGUCCAUCGAUGGUGCGAAGGAUGCUCCUUGGAAUGCGCCUGCUGGUGACGUCAGCAUGGCGAGCAGAGAACAGGCGGUUGCCGAUCUCGCUUUUCCCCUCACAUCGCAAGACGACACCGUUGGCGGACCUGAGGCAUCUGAAGGCGUUUCUACUGACGCGGGACAAUGUUCCAUCGUAUUUCGGCUCUUUCCGCUGCAGUUAUGCCUGCAUCCGAGCAUGACGCAUCCGACGAGAGUCUCGAAGAAUGCGCUGGGAUCGGAGCUAACAGAAAUGGUCAAGAAAUGCACUACGUUUCGACCUCUCGUAGGCAGCGUAUGCGAAAUCGUUACUGGACGGGAGCAUGCGGAAGCGACACAUUCGCGUAUAGGGAUGACCUCUUUCAACCGAAUGUUCUGUUUGCAGGAUGCAUCACCGAUGGAAUGGCAUGCCGGGGAGACCGCGAAUCUCCGUCUAGAAUUGGCCCAUGGCUUGCCCUACGCGCUCGAGCGUUUUCGUGUCCGAGUUGAAAUGAGGGAUGCAUCCGAGACGAUGCUCCUUCUCGAGCGACUCGACGAGACCGCGCUUCCACCAGAACGAUGCCGAGCUUGGUCGCUUCGUCUCCCGUUCGAAACACCGGGGGAGCACUUUGUGAGCUGUCAACUGCUUUUGGCGCAGCCGAGCGCGGGUUUGCAGUUGAGUACGCAUCGCGCGAGUCCCGGCAGCGCUUUUGCGAAGAACGCAACACCAAUCUCACCGACAGCAACGCCAAUGACCUCGUUUCAACAGACUUUUCGCUUCCAGGUCAGUGAUGCCUGGCAGUUAGAGGGGUAUGCGCUCGCCUGGGGAUCGACGACCCUCGACAAAAGAUCUGAGCGCGGAAGGCAGACAUUUCUCUGGCUCGUGAACAUCCAGAACACAAGCCACGAGCCGCUGUACUUGCUUGCUGGACAAUGCCGCCCAGACGCCCCAACGUUUCAGGGUAGUGAGAAGCCGCUUGAGCCGCCGGAAACCGUUCCUUAUAUUGCCAGUCCCAUGGAGACCCAGGAGAAAGCCCCAUUUUCCGCAGGACCAUCCCCUGCAUCGGGUGCAACAGCAUCAACGUCGAGCUGGAAACUCAUGCCGCUUCGCUUCCGUACAAAGGCACCACUGCUUUCACCAGGCGAUCGAGCACGGUUUGUGUUUAUGCUCCAUCGUCGCCCUGCUUCCUCGAAAAGCGCCAACAGCGCACCUAGCCUGGAUACACCGUUUCACCCGGGUAGUGUAAGCAUUCAGUGGCGUACCACGCGAGGCGUUCUCGGAGAACGCACCUGGGUGGCUCUCUCGACGCGCUGGUUACCGCAACAGAUUUAUUUUUCGCCAUUACCGGAGAUACCGGAAGGAACGGGAACGUCGUCGCCUUAUCGCAUUGUCCUGCAGUUUUGUCGUCCAGCAGCGCGGAUACGACUUGAAACUCCAUUCGAAAUCUGUUACACCAUCGAGGUCAACUGGUCUGUUCCACACAAAUCUGGUUCGAAGACGUUGCAAACGGAGUUUUCCGCGGUAGGCACCGAGUCCCCGUGCGGAGUCCUGCACCUGGAAGCCGAAACGUUGCCUGGGACACUCCUACCUAUUGGAAACUGUACUCGUCACCUAGUAUCCCUCUACUCAGCAUCCGCGUGCUCAAUUCGUUUCUGGUACUUUCCUCUUCGCGAGGGUUGUUUCCCGAUACCCCGCUUGAUCGCGAGAGAAUCCGAUCAAUCGGGAAACACAGCUGCAAAGGCCGCAUACCUGUUACCGGUCUCGACUCGAAGACUUCCAUUUGGACACUGCCUGCUGUACAUACAUCGUUGA
Cyanidioschyzon merolae strain 10D is the source of this 1977-nucleotide messenger RNA. RefSeq lists its product as hypothetical. Lineage: Eukaryota; Rhodophyta; Bangiophyceae; Cyanidiales; Cyanidiaceae. The record is from RefSeq and is a predicted model, not a curated record. The transcript has a single exon. The coding region runs from base 1 to 1977 and encodes 658 amino acids.